Molecule: messenger RNA, 5698 nt
Organism: Cervus elaphus (red deer)
Lineage: Eukaryota; Metazoa; Chordata; Mammalia; Artiodactyla; Cervidae
Product: alpha-fetoprotein-like
Biological process (GO): transport
Cellular component (GO): blood microparticle; cytoplasm
Molecular function (GO): zinc ion binding; fatty acid binding
Source: RefSeq, a predicted model, not a curated record
AUUUUUAUUGGAGCAUAGUGCUUUACAAUGUUGUGUUAAUUUCUACUGUACAGCAAAAUGAAUUAAUCUAUGACUUUAUGGGAGACAGGACUCUGAAAUAGCACUUCUGUGGACAGAAUACUCACAGAUUCUGUUCUUGUUGCUACUGGGGAGAAAAUGGGAUGUUGUGGGCUGGUAGCAUGUCUCCACCUCCUCCUCCUCCUCCUAUUACUAGCUGGGAUUGAAUGUUUUCAUUGUAAAAACAUUGUGUGGGUACUUCUGAUGUAUUAUCUCAUUUAAUCCUAACAACUCUAUGGAGUAAACAUUUUUUAUUCCUGUUUUACAGACAGGGAAACUGAGGCUUGGGGAAAUAAAUGAACUUGUUCAAUGUCAUAUAAUUAGUAAUUGGUAGAACCAAAAGCUUAAAUUUGAACCCUCUAACUCCAGAACAAUAUUCUUAGCCAAUGUAUACAUUACCUCCUAGGUAAGGCUGUGUCGUGGGUGCCUUAUAAAAUCUGUUAUUCAGAGAGCGGGGAAAGGGCCAGGGCAUCAGCUGCAGUGGCUUUUUUCUCCCUCUAUUCCACAUUAAAACUGCUGCUAUUUUGGAACUGUAAGUGAUUGACAGUGACAUCUAAAGAGGGAAUGGUAGGAACUGGGAAGCCAGGAAGUGAAGGUUGGUUGUGGGCCCAUGGCUUGAUGAUCCUGGCUGUUUUCUAAACUCUUAAGGCUUUUUAGUGUUUCAGUGUCUGAAAUAAAAGAUGAUGACCAUCUAAUAUAUAAUACAUAAAAAUAUUGAGUUCUUUCGGUUUAACAUUUCGAGCACAGUAUUUGGGAUUCUUAUUCAUUUGUUCAACAAAUACUUAUUAUUAGACCCUACUGUGUGUUAGACAUUGUACAAUAUAAUUCAAUAUAAUGCAAAUAUAACCAAAUAUAAGCCAAUUAGGCAUUGUUCUUAUGUCUACUGGGCAGGGGAGAAGACAGUAAGCAAUCGCAUAUGAUGUCCUAGGUGCAGGAUGGAAAAGGGGCCUUGCUGUGGGAACUUGCGGCAACAGCAUUCCAUCCAAGCUGAAAUUGCAGGUGGGGGGGGAUUGGAAGGGAGUUAUAUUCCUACUCCUAUUAACUUGCUGUAUGGCCUCAGACACAAGUUGCCUACAAUCUAAGACCUCCAGUUCUUGGUGUAGGGUGGAAGAAUAAUCACUCCGUCACAAAGGCUUUAAAAAGAUGUAAUAAAUUACUAUAUAAAGUAUCCAAAUACAAUGGCCAGCAGACAGUAGGUGUUUAAUUCAUGAUGGUAAUUUUUCUUUUCUAUCAUUUUUCCAAAUACUCUUGUUUAUUGUCAAAGAUGACAAGGAAGAAAAUUUUACUGAAAUAAUGAAUAAUAAGUUUAGCAAACAGAAGUGAAACUGUGCAGUUUGCUAAUUCAAUUUUGCACCUGAUAGUGGAUUCUCCUAUGUGUCCAGUGCUGUGCUAGGAGACACAGAUAUGAAACCAAAGACCCAGGGACCUCUGCCAUCACAAGACUCUAUAAUCAUAGAGGAAACUGCCAUACAACUCUCUUUACUGAUGUGCCAAAGAACACAGUGAUAAAAGGCAGGUAACCCGUGUGAUGGAAAGAAAGGAGGGAGAGUAGUGGGUUUUUCAAAAGUCUUGUUUUGCCUGGAAAGAGAGGAUUUGGAACAAAAGCAAGUCAUACUGACUCUGUAUGGCUCAGACCGAGCUCAUGCCAAUGACUAGAACAUAGCUGGACUCAGUCGAUGCAGGAAGACUUCUAGUGCUAGAGAUGUUUGUAAAUGUCAUCAGCCUCAUGGUGCCAAGACUGCACAUGCAAGAGCAGUCACUACCCAGGUUUUUGGCAGGAUCUAGGGAUCCAGCCUUGGUUUUUCUAAGGUUCCUACAAACUCUAUUUCUAUGACUUGGACAAGAAUUAGGCUUGUGGUAAACAUACUUGUUAAAAAUCAUCAUUGUGUCUUAUACUUGCACACCUUCCAUUUUUUUAUCUUAAAGAUCAGUGUGGAGAUCUUCUUCUCUUAGAGAACAAAUUCUGUGCCAUCUUUUGAAUUCUAUCACAAAACCCAUUCCUUAGCCUUUGCUUAAAUAAUCCCCACAACCUGUCUUUCCUCUGAUCUAAAAUUCCACCACCAGUCACUAAUAAAGAAUUUAUCUCCUUCUAUGCUUUAAAGAAUCUCUUACUGUGAGAGAAGGAUGCCCAUGAGAAGUUAAUUUUGUCCAAAAAUAAUUUUUAUUUAAAAAGAGGAACUAGUUUAGCACACAUAGAACAUUUUUUUUUUUUAAGUGCCAGCUCCAAUCAGUUAAUGGUGGCUGUCCUGUGGCAUGGUGCUGUGAAUGAUUCUAAGGCCUAGCCAUAGAGAAAGAGUAAUGUCUACAAUGGGUGACAGUCUGAAAGCAGUCAUCCAAAGCGUUUGUCAUUGCUAGAGUAAUACGUCCAUUUCUGGUAGUCCCAGGAAGCUUAGAGUAUGAUCUCAAGGGAGCCACUCUAAGGAUGCAAGACAGAAAGGAUGCUGAGCAUUAGGACUGUUUAGAGAACCCUGGAAAGCCUAUGGAAAACUGGCAAGACAGUCAUCCAUAUUCUUUACCAUAAGCUAAUGUGUCCCAAAUCUAAGUAAUGACAGAUUUGUUGUUUGUCAGGCAAAUGUAUCUCUCUCACUUAUGAUAUUUUUUUUUGCCUAGGAAACCAGAAAUGAGAUUAUGUGGGUAGAAAAAUCAAGUAAUGGACUUCCAGCCUUGAAGAUUAUCUUAUCCAAACCCUCCAUUUAUAAAUGAGGAAACUGAGGACAGGAAUGGCUAAAGUAGUAACCAGUGGUCUCCCAUUUCCAGAACUUUGGGGCUUUAAGUUUAAUUUGAACUUCUAAGUUAAUUCAUAGUCACCAGUGUCCUACCCUAGACUAAAGAACUGGAUUAUAGGCAAAGCAGAAAGCAGCUGAGAGAAGUUGGUAUCUCAACUUCUAUUACUAGCUCUUGGAUGGUGUGAGCUCUGACAUCAGAAAGACCAGAAUUUCUACCUGUGAGUCCAUGAGCAAAUUAUAUGAGCUUGAGUCUUCACUUAUUAUUCAAGAAAUAAGAAUGCUGCUACCUAUAUACAGUCACAUAAAGUGCUAGACUUGCAGCAAACACUCAGUAAAUUCGGUUGCAUUCUCAUGGGUUUGCUUCCCAAAUCUGUGCUCCCCACUCUCACUAGGGACCUAAAAAUGUGUCCAGCACUGGAAUUAGGGUAGUCAUCAUUUGUCUGAAUCUGGCAUUGUAUGUGUUUACUUAAUCUCCUGCCAGUUUAGAACUUUGUACAUGUCAACAGGCAUUUCUAGGAAAUCAGGUAUUUACCAAGAGCAUCUAUUGAUUACUUUAUUUCAAGUCCUAUGUGAUGUAAUCUUGAAAAAACAAGUAGAGUGACAUGACUCAUUUUAAAAUCCAGUAUUCAUUAAUGAAUGCUAUCUAUCAGAAGUAUUUCUUCAUUAUCAUGAAUUUCUUUAAUUUUUUCAGGGUUAUGGUGGCCUGGGGAAAAUAUUCACCAGAAGAAGUUUAAUUAUUAAUAGUAAUUACUUGGAAAGAAUAUAAAAGGAUUAUUCAAUUCUCUCAAAUGAUAGAACACCUUCUAUAAAGUUUAUCUGAAAUAAUGAAGACUGUUAGAUCCAUAUCUUUUCUUAUUUUCUUCAGCUACAUUAGAUGUCAGACUCUUCAGAGAAGUUUACUAGAUGCAGCCAUGCAGCAAACAAAUGGCCAGAAUUAUCUAGAGGAGAACUUAAGAGCUGUCACUAGCAUUAUGGUUGCACAGUUUCUUCAGAAACUGACUUAUGAAGAAGUACAAAUCAUAGUUCAUGAGUUGCUAGAUCUUGCAGAAAAGUGCAAGAGCCUCAAGUCACAUGAAUUACCUUCAGAAUCCUGUCACCAGUUGAUGGCUGCCUUCCUAGAGCAUAUUUGCAAUAACCAAGGAAUGGCUGACAAAUGUGUAUUUUCUGACUGUUGCAAUAUAAAUAAGACAGCAAGACAUAAGUGUUUCCUAUUACACAAAAAGGAUGAUACAGGUUACACUGAAAUAUUCCAGAUUUCAAAUCCUGAGCAGAUCUGUGAGAUCAGCAAAGAGAAUCAAGUGCCAGUGAAAGACAGGUACAUUUAUGAAACUUCUAGGAAGCAUCCAUUCUUGUAUGGACCCACUAUUUUAACCAUGUCUGUUUGCUAUGAAACAGCUGUUCAGUCAUGUUGCUGAGAAGAAAAUAAGACUGAAUGCUUCCAGACAAAGCUGGAACCCAUCAGAAAGUACGUUAGAGAAAUAUCUUUGAGGCAUCACCAUUUAUGUGAAAUUGGGAUUAAAUUCAACCACAAAGUAGCAACAGCCAUGUUUACAGAAGAUCAGUCUGUAUGCAAACAAUUCACUGACAAGCAAGAUUUCUUCCUACAAGAGUUUCUUUAUGAAUACACAAGAAGACACCCAGAGUUGGCAGUUUCAGUCAUUUUAAGAGUGGAUGCAGUAUAUCAAAAUUUAUUGGGAAGAUGCUGUAAAUUAGAAAAUCCUCUGGAAUGCUAUAGCCAUGGGGAAGGGAUGUUUCAAAGAGUGGUUCGUGAAAGCCAUGAGCGUGUGAAAAAUCAGUGUGAUGUACGUGAGAAAUUAGGAGAUAGUAACUUUCACGACAGGCUCAUAGUCCUUUAUACGAAGAAAGCCCCACAGCUGUCUGCUCAGGAGUUGAUUGUUCUCACGAAGAACAUGGCAGCUGCUGCCAGCAAGUGCUGCCCACUGGAUCAAGAGCCCCAGUUUGUCUGCAUGGAGGACUCGGCAAAGUUAAUUCUUGGAGCUUUAUGCAGAAGGCACGAGACGGAGCCCAUCAAUGCUUCUGUGGGUCACUGCUGUGAUGACGCGUAUGCCUUCAGAAAGCCUUGUUUUGAUGACCUGCAAGUCGAUGGAACUUACAUUUCUCCACCAUUAUCCUGUGACCAAGUCAUCAACCUUAAAGAAGACUUGUGCAAAGCUCAAGAGGAGGAAUUACAGACUGAAAAGCAAAAGCUCCUCAGCAACCUUGUGAAGCAGAAACCGUAUGCAGCAGAGAUGCAGUUCCAAUCAAUUAUUGUGGAUUUUGCUCACCUGGUGGAGAUGUGCUGCCAAGCAGAGAAAAGUGAAAUGUGUUUCCAAGAAGAGGGGUCCAAACUGAUCGAAAAGUGCCAGCUUCUUUUGGGAGGCUAAAUGAUUCCAGAAAAUGUCAUCAUAGGGUCUUUGUUGAGACCUGCAUUUUGUUUUUCAUGAAUAAUGAAAUGCAUGUUUAAUACUCAGAAUAAAAAUCAAUAGUGUCAGUUUUCAUCCACUCACAAUGCUACCCAAGAAGGCUAGCCAAUCUAUACUAAAUCUCUAGUUUCUUACUCAGCAGAGAAAUCUGUUUAUUCCAACUCUUGUGCAAACUCCUUUCUUCUCUUAAACUUUCUACUUCUCAGAAGCAGCAAUGGAAAUAUGAACUCAAGGGUGGGGAGGGGGGUUGUGUGGCUUUCAAAGGUCUCAGGUGGAUAUAAUGGGCAGCCACAUGCCACAUCAAGCUGGAACCUGGCUGCUGGAUUUCUGGAAUGAAAAAGAUCCAAAGUGCCACUUAGGGUUUCUAUCCAUACCACUACUGAAAAUGAUUAUUGAUGAGCUGAAUGAAAUGGUUUUGUAAGAAAGUUACUUUUGUAACAGUAUUCUCGCUCAUCUUUACCCUAGAUAUGUGAUGCUGACAUUGUCACCAAG